UAUAUUUUGUAUUUCCAUUUUUCAAAAGUCACAUUUUAUAGUGAAGUUUUUAAUUUUGUUGUUACAUUUUACAUACAUCACCUGAGCUAUAGAUUACUGUCACGAACACACGUGCGCUCCCGUGACGUCACGCACACACCAGCACUGCUGAGCAUCACGUGGGAUCAGUGGAAAGAGGAUGCUGCUGUCGUUUAGGCCGCUGAUCUCCGUCUCUGUGUUGACUCUGUUGGGCUGGUGCUGGUACAGCUUCAGGAGAAGGAGGAGGACGACGACAGCUCCUCUCUGGACUAAAGAGAACAUGAGUUGUUCGGACAAAAGCAGCCCUCUUCAAUCCUCCCCCGCUGACUCCAGUAUUUUGGGGGAAAGUGACCUGAACAUGGACCACAGCAUCUCAGGAUCCUCUGAAAUUAAAAACCUUACCAGCACCUCUUCCAAAAUUGGCCUCACCAAGGGAAUUCGACCUGAGCCAGAAGGAGAAGUAUCCGUUCGUUUCCCUGACACUCUCCGAACUGAGCAAGAAAAGGACAACAUUGCUGGCGAUGGUCAUCCAUACUGUGGAGAAGUUAUUGAAGAGGACUCUGGGCUUGAAUCUGAUCCGAUUUGUCUCUCUUCAAACCGCCUUUCCACCGACUCUCACACUUUAACAGAGCAACAGUCAGGUCCUGUCCGCUUGGACAGUCAUGAUGGCAGCAGCCUGUCUGAUCUCUCACCUGAAAGAAGCCAGGAGAGCAUGGAGAAGAUCAGCUCUGUUCAGGUCCAACAGGUCAUAGACGCAGCCAUAAACCAGGAACCCAGCGAUCCACAUGAGCUUGCUAGUGUUUCGAGAUCUCCAAAGGGUGGAUUUCAACAUGCUGCUCAAGAAUCAUUCAGCAGUGAUGACGACAACAGAGUAUCCCACGCCGGCUCAUUCAGGGAUAAACUGCUCAGCCAUUUAGGAGAUGAUUCUGGAUGUGGUUCCUGCUUCUCAGAGGAUGCAUGUGGUGCAGAUGGGCUGACCAGAGAGUUGUCCGAGGAGGCCCAAGGGUUUUUGAUGACUCCCACAGAAGCAGACACAGUCAGCACUGAGAGCAAAAUGACUUCCAGCGUGCUCGGAGUGGCGGAGGGAGAGGAGCUGGCCUUGAGAGGUUCAGGUGUUAAAAGCUGCAUUGGUGCUGACACACAGGUGAGCAGCUUGGCUCCACCUCCAGCCCCACCCAUCAUUCUCUGGGACAUCGAGGUGCCAGCGCAUCUGGUGGGUCGAUUGAUCGGGAAGCAGGGAAAGUUCAUGAACUUCCUGAAACAGAGCUCUGGAGCAAAGAUCUAUGUUUCCACCCUGCCGUUCACUCAGGAGGUUCAAAUCUGCCACAUCCAGGGCUCUCAGCAGCAGGUGAAUGAUGCUCUCUCACUCAUCAGGAAGAAGUUUAAAGAUCUGGAUCUGUCAAAUUGUGUUCCUCUGCCCUGCCUGUCCAUUACAUCCUGGCUGCUGCUGCCUCAGGAUGUGUUUGUGGAGGUGAUCGUUUCACGGGUGGAGGCGGGUCAUCAUCUGUUCAUUCAGCAGCACAAGCAUCCAUCUUAUCAGGCCCUUCCCACCCUUAUACAGCACAUGCAGCUCUGCUACUCUCAGCCGGGAUGCCCCAGCCUGCCCACACCUGUUGAAGUGGGGGUGGUCUGUGCAGCUCCGGUAACAGGAAGUGGCUGGCAGAGAGCCCAGGUCAUUCAGUAUGACAGAGAGUCUGGCAUGGCUCAUAUCAGAUAUGUAGAUAAUGGAGGUUAUGACACUGUCAACAGCGCCUCCCUCAGGCAGAUCAGGUCAGACUUUGUAGCGUUGCCAUUCCAGGCAUCAGAGGUUCUGCUGGACAAUAUCGCUCCUUUGCCAGGUGAGGAAGAGUUUUCCCUGGAGGCCAAAGCAGCGCUGGAGGAAUUAACUGCGAAUAUGGCCUUAAUCAUAAAGGUGACAGGCAGUCAAGACGGCCUUCCUUUGGUGCACAUGUGGAAACAGGCAGGAGAUGAGGUGGUUCUGGUGAACAGAUUACUGUCUGAACGUGAGUUUUGCACCUGGUUUGAGACGCAGUGAUGUCACAGCUUUUCAUUUUUCCUUUCUUGAACACACUUUUGUAAAUCAGUAAAUCAUGUAUUACACUUUUUGUACAUUUGUUUGUUGUAUGAAGAUUUGUUGGAGACCUCAUUUUUGAAGAAUUCUCUUUAAAUGGUUAAUAUUAUGAUAUUUGAUAUUAUUUAAUAAUAAUUGAAUUAAGUUAUUGCCGCAGAAUGCAUUGUAGAGUAACCAAAGCUGCUUACAAAAACACCUAUUCAGAUUAACUCUUGAAUGCUGAUGGUUUGAAAGAUUGUGUUGUGCUCAGGUAUUUUGAUAUUGAAGUGUAUAGAUUUUUUUGGUAGCAAUUUGUUCUCUGUUUAGAAAUAUUUGUUUUUCUCUUGGUCUUUGUAUUUUGUUUCUUUUCUGUAAGAUAAGGGUUGGGACAGUGUUGUGCUCUCUGACUGUAAAGCCUUAAAAGAACUCCAGCAGUGAAGUGCAUUAUGAUCCCCUGCUGAAAUUAACUUGUAAGGUUCAGUGCUCUGUACUCUCAUGCUGACGCUGCCAAACAUUUCACUGCUGUUGAAGUAAAAGAUUAGGUGGAUAU
Messenger RNA from Labeo rohita (rohu), 2618 nucleotides. It is a transcript of the gene akap1a, whose product is annotated as A kinase (PRKA) anchor protein 1a. The coding region runs from base 179 to 2053 and encodes 624 amino acids. NCBI's taxonomy places the organism in Eukaryota, Metazoa, Chordata, Actinopteri, Cypriniformes, Cyprinidae. The record is from RefSeq and is a predicted model, not a curated record. Gene Ontology annotation, molecular function: RNA binding. The transcript is spliced from 12 exons.